AUGAAUUCGUUUUAUGUGGAGCGUGAUUAUCGCUUUCGAAUCGACGCGGACAUGAUGCUCGGACUAGAGGAGCGAAAUUGCCGCCAUGAUGCCAUCUCAGGAGCUGGUCCCUGUGGUGCAGGGCAUCUAACUACCAAUGUCGCUAAAUGGAAACAUCAACUUGAUCCGCUGAAGUCGAAAACGAUUCCGCAUAUUCCUGAGGCGCGAGGGUCGUCCAAAGAACACAAUGCCGGACCUUUCUCGAUCAUCAUUUUCCAUUGGCUGUCGCCACUAUUGUCAAUUGGUUACCAGCGUCCCUUAGAGCUUAACGAUAUCUGGAUGGUGAACCCUGACCGCGGUGUCGAAGACUUCGCUCAGAGGUUUCGCCAGACAUUGUUUGCUCGCCAGAAGGAUUCCGGCCGGUGGAAUGCCGUGACCGUGGCCCUUUUCGAGGUCUUCAAGAAAGAUUUCAUCGUUUCCGGAUUUCUUCAGCUCACCGCAGCAUGCUUACAAAUACUCUCGCCAUUCGUUCUUCGGUAUCUGCUUAUAUUCAUUCAAGAUGCAUAUGUGGCCAAACUGAACGGCAGCCAGGCUCCACCGAUCGGAAGAGGAAUCGGAUUUGUGCUUGGUCUGACCGGGAUGCAAAUAGUGCAAUCACUGUGCACUAACCAUUUCUUCUACCGCGCGACGAUGAUGGGCGGUCAAGCGAAGUCCGCCGUGACCGUGUGUAUCUUCAACAAAGCGAUGAACCUGUCCGGAAGAGCCAAAGCCGGCAGAAACGACAAGGAGAAUUGGUCGGAUGGUCGAAUAACAAAUCUUAUCUCAACAGAUGUGUCACGGAUUGAAUCAGGCUCACAGAUGAUUCACUGGUGCUGGACCGCGCCUGUACAAAUUCUUCUGGCGCUGGCGCUACUUUGCGUGAAUAUCGGCUACAGUGCGCUCGCUGGAUUCGCGUUCCUGGUGAUAUUGACGCCUUUGCUCGGACGCGCCAUGAAGACUCUGAUGGCUGCUCGACAUGAGAUCAACACUCUGACGGAUCGUCGGGUCAGAAUCACGCAGGAGAUGAUCACGGGCGUGCGGCAUAUAAAAAUAUUUGGUUGGGAGGCUAGCUUUCUCGACAGACUCGCAACAGCACGCGCGCUCGAGGUCAAGAAAAUCUUCCACGUCCUCACCAUCCAGAAUAUGCUACUUGCAGUGGCCUUGGUGACUCCGGUGUUUGCUGCCAUAUUGACAUUCAUUACGUACAACUACUCCGGGCAUGGAUUUGAUACGGCACGGAUAUUCUCCUCAUUGGCGCUCUUAAAUGCAUUGACGACACCACUGGAGUAUCUACCUCUGGCUGUGACCCAGGUUAUCAACGCUAACGCUUCCUUGAAGAGAAUCAGCGAUUUCUUUGAAGCCGAGGAGUACAAAGCUAUCUCCCCCAGCCCCAUAAAUAGUGACGCGUCAGCCAUCACGGUCGGCCAAGCUGGGUUCACUUGGGAUAGUAACGAUGCUCAAACACGACGCGACCCGGAUGCAAAGAGAAAGGAUAAGCUCGGUGCCGGCGAGAAGGGCGGAGAAGUGUCUAAAACUCCAGUCGAAGACGAGCAAGCAACAUCUACUAUUCAAGAAAAUACUCCCUCAAAGAUCCCUUUCGAGCUUCAAAAUAUUGAGUUUUCUGUUCGCCGAAGAGAGCUUGUUAUGGUUGUGGGCGCAGUAGGUGCAGGGAAAAGUUCGCUCUUGAGCGGCCUCAUCGGCGAGAUGCGCCAAACUCAAGGGAAUGUUUCGCUCGGAGGAAGCUCAGCAUUCGCACCUCAAUCGGCUUGGAUACAAGACGCGAGUGUUAAGGAAAAUAUCCUCUUUGGCGAAAGCUUUGAGAGCGCAUGGUAUGACGCUGUCGUUGAUGCGUGCGCCUUGCGGGACGACUUUGCUAUUUUGAUGGCUGGAGACAACACCGUGGUUGGCGAAAAGGGAAUCACCCUAUCUGGGGGACAAAAACAACGAAUCAAUAUUGCCAGAGCAGUAUAUUCCCGACGAGAUAUCGUCUUGAUGGAUGAUCCGCUUUCUGCCGUGGAUGCUCAUAUUGGCAGAACUAUCAUGGACAAAGCGAUAUGCGGCUUGUUGCAACACAAGUGCCGCAUACUUGUGACACAUCAGCUCCAAUUUCUCAAUCGAGCAGAUAGGAUCAUCUGGAUGGUCGCUGGUCGGAUCCACCGGAUGGGCUCAUUUGAGGAGCUGCUUGCGGAUGACACGGGAUUUCAGGAAAUGAUGGCCAAUGAGCUCAAGAACAACGAGAAUCAGCUCCAUCCCGAGGGCUCGGUCGAAAAACAACUAGACGAAGCUCAAGAAAAGCCAGCGCCGCAACCCGCAGUGGAGGUACCUGCAAGCAAGGCGCGUGAAGAAGAUCGGGCAGUCGGUCGACUUCGUUCGGAGGUUUAUCUUGACUUACUACGCGCGACUGGUUCCCUAUGGAAUCUACCGAUCGUCCUCAUUGUCGUGGCCAGCUUUCAAGGAUCCAGCAUCAUCACCAGUCUUUGGUUGUCCUGGUGGACCUCUCAGAGAUUUACGCUAACGACUGAAGCAUACAUCGGGUCAUGUCUUGCAUUUUGCUUCGCCAUUGCUUUCUCUUUCUAUGGAACUGAAGCGAGUCGCACAAUGCUACAAAAAGCUGUAGCAAGAGUUAUGAAAGCACCUGUCCGCUUUUUCGAUACCACUCCUGUUGACGUUGAUACGCUGGACAACACUCUCCCCAACAACUUGAGGAUGCUCUGCUGGCUCUCAGCCUACUAUCGGGCAUCUGCUCGGGAGAUCCAGCGGCAUGGCGCAGUUCUCCGCACCAUUACUGGCGUGAUAACUAUCCGUGCGUACGGCGCGAGUCCACGCUUCGAACGCCGAGUCUCGGCUGCGUUAGAUUCCAUGAACGCGCUACAGCGGUGGCUUUCACUGCGCUUGGAUGUAGUUGGAAUAUUUUUGGUUUUCGUGGUUGGGAUCCUUCUGGUCACCUCCCGGUUCGACGUCAGCCCGAGCAUAGGAGGCGUUGUUUUCUCCUACCUGAGCGUACGACAGACGGUCAAUGUGGAGAAUAACAUGAAUUCGGCAGAAAGACUUCACCAAUACAGCAAGAAUCUUGAACAAGAGAUCUCGAGUCCAUCAAAUCCUAUGCCCAACUCCUGGCCGGAACAGGGGGAGAUCAAAUUCAACAAUGUUCGCAUGCGGUAUCGGCCUGGACUGCCGCUCGUGCUCGAGGAUCUAUCGAUACAUAUCAAGGCAGGCGAGCGGGUAGGUAUUGUGGGCCGCACAGGCGCCGGAAAAUCUUCUAUCGCCGCUGCGAUCCUGCGUCUGACCGAAACAUGUGGAGGAAGUAUUAUGAUUGAUGACGUCGACAUACGAUCGAUCGGACUCGACACAUUGAGGUCACGACUUGCGAUGAUCCCUCAAGACCCAAUGCUCUUCCAGGGAACAAUCAGGAGCAACCUGGAUCCGUUUGGCAAUUAUCCAGACUCCGAGCUCUGGACCGCCCUUCAUCGUGCACGAUGGGUAGUCACCGCCGAGGCAGAGGAUGAAAAGCGCGUUGACCUUGACGUGACGGUCGACGAUGAGGGCAAGAACUUUUCUCUUGGACAAAGGCAGCUAUUGGCCUUUGCAAGAGUACUUGUGAAAGACAGUAAUAUCGUCAUUUUUGACGAGGCUACCAGCUCAAUAGAUGUUGAAACCGAUCGCGCCAUUCAGCUUAAUAUGUUGGCGGUUUUGUCAGGGAAGACGGUGAUAUGCAUUGCGCACCGCUUGGACACUAUUCUAGGCUACGAUCGGAUCCUGGUUAUGGAUUUGGGUCGGGUCGCCGAGUUUGAUACGCCUGGGGCUCUUUUUGAUAGGAGGGGCAAGUUCUUUAACCUCUGUGAAAGAAGCGGCAUUUCCCGAGAUCAAUUAAGCGGUGCUCGCAGAGCUGCCGACAAACAUUGA
Messenger RNA from Dissoconium aciculare CBS 342.82, 3921 nucleotides. RefSeq names its product P-loop containing nucleoside triphosphate hydrolase protein. Gene Ontology annotation, biological process: transmembrane transport. The record is from RefSeq and is a predicted model, not a curated record. Gene Ontology annotation, cellular component: membrane. Gene Ontology annotation, molecular function: ATP binding; ATP hydrolysis activity; ABC-type transporter activity. Lineage: Eukaryota; Fungi; Ascomycota; Dothideomycetes; Mycosphaerellales; Dissoconiaceae. The coding region runs from base 1 to 3921 and encodes 1306 amino acids. The transcript has 10 exons.